Messenger RNA from Manduca sexta (tobacco hornworm), 3554 nucleotides. It is a transcript of the gene rdx, whose product is annotated as protein roadkill. The transcript has 8 exons. Bases 295 to 1569 code for a protein of 424 amino acids. Gene Ontology annotation, cellular component: cytoplasm; nucleus. Gene Ontology annotation, molecular function: ubiquitin protein ligase binding. NCBI's taxonomy places the organism in Eukaryota, Metazoa, Arthropoda, Insecta, Lepidoptera, Sphingidae. Gene Ontology annotation, biological process: regulation of proteolysis; proteasome-mediated ubiquitin-dependent protein catabolic process. The record is from RefSeq and is a predicted model, not a curated record.
GGCACUUGAGAGUCCAGGACCAGUACACAGAGUAGUCGCGCCACUCGCGACUCGCGCCAGUCGGCACUCGGCAGUCGCCCGUUAUUCGUCGAGCGCACUGCACGUGUCACGUCAUCGCGCGUAACCUCACAGCCAUGUGGUGAAGUGAAACUGUCAAACGUGAUACACUUUCGUACACACCGAUGUUGUUUGAUUUUUAGUGGACCUAUUGCACUAUUUAUUAAUUGACUUGUGCUUGUUUGAGUGAUUCAAGUGGUGCGACUAUUUCGGAAAAUUGGAUUAUACUAUUGAAUAAUGGCCUUAGCCAGGUAUAAUCAGCAAACCGCGCGCUCCUCUUGGUUGAAGCUCGGGUCGGGCAGCGAGUGCGGCGGUGGCGGGUCGGGCGGCGGCGCGCCAGCUCCGCAGUCGGCGCGCGUCUCCUCCAACGGCGCCGGCGGCAUGGCGGUGAGCCGCGUGCCCAGCCCGCUGCACGACGGGAACACGCCCGUCGCCGAGAACUGGUGCUUCACACAAGUCAAAGUGGUUAAAUUUAGUUACAUGUGGACAAUAAACAAUUUUAGUUUCUGUAGAGAAGAAAUGGGUGAAGUGUUAAAAUCAUCGACUUUUUCAGCCGGUGCUAGUGAUAAGUUAAAAUGGUGUCUCCGCGUUAACCCUAAAGGACUAGACGAAGAGAGCAAAGACUACUUAUCUUUAUAUUUAUUAUUAGUGUCGUGUAAUAAAUCAGAAGUGCGUGCGAAGUUCAAGUUUUCAAUAUUAAACGCUAAGCGGGAAGAGACAAAGGCGAUGGAGUCACAGCGAGCGUACAGAUUCGUACAAGGCAAGGAUUGGGGAUUCAAAAAGUUUAUCAGAAGAGAUUUCUUACUGGACGAAGCGAACGGCCUCCUGCCCGAAGACAAGCUGACGAUAUUCUGUGAAGUGUCAGUGGUUGCGGACAGCAUCAACAUCAGCGGGCAGAGCAACGUGAUCCAGUUUAAAGUACCAGAAUGUAGAUUAUCAGACGACCUAGGCGCUCUCUUCGACAAUGAAAGAUUUUCCGACGUCACGUUAGCGGUGGGUGGCAGGGAGUUCCAAGCGCAUAAAGCUAUAUUAGCAGCGCGAAGUCCUGUAUUCGCAGCAAUGUUCGAACAUGAAAUGGAAGAAAGGAAAAGGAAUCGAGUGGACAUCACGGACGUGGACCACGAAGUGUUAAGAGAAAUGUUACGUUUCAUAUACACCGGCCGCGCGCCCAACCUGGACAAAAUGGCCGAUGAUCUCCUAGCAGCUGCCGACAAGUACGCGUUGGAGCGGUUAAAAGUAAUGUGCGAGGAAGCAUUGUGCUCGAGCCUCUCGGUGGAGACGGCGGCGGACACGCUCAUACUGGCGGACUUGCACUCCGCGGACCAACUCAAGGCGCAAACCAUUGACUUCAUUAACACGAGUCACGCGACGGACGUGAUGGACACGGCGGGGUGGAAGAACAUGAUCUCGUCGCACCCGCACCUGAUCGCGGAGGCGUUCCGCGCGCUGGCGACGCAGCAGCAGCAGAUCCCGCCCAUCGGGCCGCCGCGCAAGCGCGUGAAGCAGGCCUAGUGCGGCGCCGCGCCCCCGCCCCGCCCCCGCCCGCCGCCGCCCCGCUCCCAUACCAAAGACCCGGCGCCGGCGCACGCCGCCGCUCGCCGCCGGGCAUCUGCGGAUUCCGCCCCUCGUUUGCUAUGAUUGAUCUCAGGACGAUAUUCGAGCCGCCGCGGUCGACUAUUGUGCCGAUUUUAAUUGAUUACUUUUAAUGUGUACCGUACGCCGCGAACGUCCGCCGGACGCUGUUCGCGGGACGCCGCGGUCAGUUCGGAUGUAGGCUUGGAGUUUGAUGUUUAUGUAUGUCGUUUUGUGCGAGUUUAGUUGCGGCCGUUCGUUGUGAGCUGUGACGAUCACGUGUGAGACGGGCGGCCCCGUGCGCCGGCGCCGUCGGGGCCGAGGCGCCGCCCGUCAGCCGUGUUCGUGUGCAGGAGUCGUAACUUUCGAAUUAUUUGAAGUGAUCGUGCCGCGAUUUGAGCGCUUGCGUUGAAAUAAAUAUUGGUGUUUCACGUUCUCGAAAUUCCAAAACGAUUCUCCUUAGACGUUUAAAAGUAGGCCUUUUGAAAAUAUUUUGAUGUAGCGCGAUAACUGAAUGCAAUAAAUUCGUGUAAAAUUUUGUAACAUAGAUUUGUAUACAAAUGCCGGUGGAUACGAAUGUUCUUGUUCGUACUUAAAAUGGCAUUAUAUUAUGUACAAAACUAUGAAACAAUAUUAUAAAGUUGUAGGGGACUCGAGUGAUUGUAUAAGUGUAUUGAAAUUGUUGGCAUUGUAUAUAGAAGAGCUACGAUCCCACCAUUAAAAUAUUUCUAAGUACUAACUCAUAAGUGGUAUCACAGGUGACACCAUUUUAUUUUUAAUGUGUCUGUAGGAUGUUAUUCCAAUGACAUAUUGUGAUUUUUCAUUUAUAUUUCCAUAGAUUUAAAACACCAUUCUGUUUUAUUUAAGGGAGAGUGAGGUAAUUUCGAUAAAUUUAUAUAAAUCUCGAAUAAUAAACGGGCCCACAGCUCUAGUUCUGCUGUGAUCAAUAAGAUUAUAAGUUAUCUUUAAUAACAUUAAUUAUAUAACAACAUUUUAUAAAUGUUGGAUAAACAAACCCAUUUUUUUUAUAAAUUCACUAAGUUGGUUUGAAUGAUCCUCAAGGCUUGCCGUAUCAGUGGACAAUGAGCUGAAGGAGGUCAGAAUCAGUGUUGCACUAUUACUGUGUGCUAAUUUAUUUCAAUACAUAAUUAUAGUAAAUCAAUUUUUAUCCCAUUUUUAUCCAUUUCCUUUCUUUGUUCAUUCAUUAUUUUACUGAGAAUCAUACUUUGAUGAUUUGUUAUUUUCAUGAAAUUUAUUAAUCAACUUUCUUUUUUUGUAUAUUUUUUUUGCUGGGAAACGUUAGUCUUUAUAAUUAUAAGAUUGAUGUAUGGUAGAAUAAGGUGAUUGCAUUUGACUACAAUGUGUGUGAUAACUGAUAAUAUCGACUUAUAUUUGUAAAAGCGUUAUAUUAGUUGGUGAUCGAGAUUACCCACUCUCCCCUGCGUGUAGAUCACCACAAUAAUUUAAAAUGUGAAUGUAUUGUUAUUGUUGGUUUCGCUUCAUCGAUUGUAAUUUGUAUAUUGCGUGUCUCGUCGCCAGUCGACAUUUUCAUUUUGCUCAUUACAUACUAUUCACUCAUGUGUAUAAUAUAUUUGAUCUAAAUUACAAACAUCUAUGUAUAAAUUUCACUUAUUUAUUAGCAUUAUUUUAUCUUUACUUUGAAUGACAACUUAGCAAACUUUUAUAAAAGCUUAUUUUAAAGUUUGUCUACAUUUUAUAAGUAUAUAAUGUAACUACUCAACAGUAAUGUUAAUGAAUGUACCGUGGCCAAUAAAUAAUAUUUAAUACCAUUUUAUACCCACUUUCCAUAUACAUAGCUGACCUCUGUUCUCAUGUAAUUGUAUGGUUACAUGCAAAACAAUUGUCAAAAAUAACUGUGAUUUUCGAAAUUGUCAGUAAGUUGAGCAAAUAAAUGAAACAAUUUA